Molecule: messenger RNA, 7875 nt
Organism: Porites lobata
Lineage: Eukaryota; Metazoa; Cnidaria; Anthozoa; Scleractinia; Poritidae
Source: the annotation of a GenBank genome assembly
AUGUCGUGUGGAAAUAAGGGACUGUUUUUGUUGAAACAUGAAUCGCAGAGUUCCUUAAUACAGUCAUUUUGGUUUGGAAAAGCACUUCAGAGAGCAUAUAAUGAGGGGAAAGCGCUAGCAAACGUAAAUUCAGUGAAUGAAAAUGGCGAAUUUGUGAACCCAACUGAACACAAAGAAACAUCACUUUCAAGAAAUGUGCACAAGUUAAUCUGCGAAUCCUUUGAACAGCGGGAUGAUGCUGUCAUCUCAUGCACAGAAUGCAGUAUCACCAGUGCUGAGAUUGAGAAUUUGGAGAUAUGGGUGAAAAUAAGUCGCCUACUUCGAGAAGGUACUGCAAGAAACCUGGUCUGUAGAUAGCUGUUCAAAUGCAUAUAUGUGUCAGGGAUGUAGCUGAGGAAAAACUAAGCAGGCUUUUUUAUCACUCAAGCUGUCUUUCUUACUCAACAGCAGCUUCAAAAUCACCCCACGUGUUUUUUUCCAGAGCAAUUUGAGCUGGUGGUAAGGUCUUUUUCAGCCAGUGAAAUUAGCCGCCAGUCUAGACUUGCUGCAAGUCGACUCGACCUCUCAUAAGCAAAGUGAGUGAGAAAAAGCAAGUGAAGCAAGCUUCAAAGGGGUCGCACAGCGACCGAGCGAGUGACAAAAAAAUUUAAAGGACUUUUAGAAAGUCUUACCACCAGCCCCAAGGGGAUACUUACUCACCAAAAAAGUUAAACAGGGUGGCUCCACCCCAACAUACAACCCCUCUCCCUUUUAAGUACCAUUUUGACAGAAAAAGUACCCCUUUCGUUACCUUCCAUUGAAAAAUGGCACCCUUUUAACAUGCCUAAAGUCAAAGCUCCCCUUACUACCCCUCUGGUAAGCGACCACCUCUGGUUACGACCACCUUUGUGAAACCCUGUUUGAACUGUGACUUAAACUUUGUCAUGAAAAGCUCUCAUAAGCAACCGCUUCCAUAAGCGACGGUGACCACUUUUGGGAUUAUCCAAUUGGACUUUUCCUUUGUUUUUAAGCUCUCGUUAGCGACCAGUCAGAGUCUUAUUUACGAAAAAAUACAUUGUUUAAAACACAAACUGCGAGUUUAUUGAACUCAUUGUUGCACUGAUAUUUAUAUUUGGGAUUAUUUUGGUCUAAAAUAUUGGAUGUACAGGUUAGCCAUGUCUAUAUCAGAUAUAAAGACACUCCUUAAACAUUAAUUUCUUUUGUUUUUCUCUUUAUGAAUUAUUGAUGAGUUUCUGAAGUUCUCGUAAGCGACCAGCUGUAGUAAUGGAUCUUGUGAAAUUUGUGCACCCCUCAGUAGAAUAUCGGUCAACACUAUCGGCUGAUACUCGAUCAACAUAUCGACCGACUCCCAGUCACUCUCUCAGCCGACAUUGGUCGGCCGAUAUGUUGAGCAAUAAUCAACUGAGAGUCAGCCAACCUGUCGAGCAACAGAUCAGCUGAUAGUGUUGGUUGGUAUGUUGACCACUACCGAUAUGCAGCCAAUACUUCACUGAUACUUAGUCAACAGUAUAAUUAUUUUUGGUCUACUCAAAUUUUUGUUAUUACAUUGUCCAUGCAGCAAGUUUUAAGGAGCACGAGUGUGUGCACGAUUUUUUUUGAAAAAAAUAGGGAGAAAUAUGGCACCGCCUUUGAGAGGUAUUCAAGGACAAUCUAACGUUAUAAAACGUGUGGACCAAUGGCAUAUAUCUAACAAGUUGACGUGGCGAGGCUGACAUGGGAUGACAUCAACAACAGAACAGAAACUAUAGUGCUGACCGAUACUCAACCGAGGGUUGAGGGGUGUCUUUCAGAAGAAAGGAUAAUCAGCUGCAUGAUAGAUUUUCCUACUCUUUCAUAUAUUUGAACUCACUAAUUCCCUACCCUUUGAUAUGCCUAAAGCCCGAAAUAGGUACACCUUUCGGGCGGAGGCUCCAUGUAUAGGCCAUUAUAGGGAGUGCAUUCCCCACCCUGCCAGCAGUCGGCUCUGCAUGGUUCAAUUCUACCUGUUACAGGCAUCCUUUGUCAGUUGUCUUUGGGGCUGUUUGAGCGAUCAUGAAAUGCAUUUGGCAAAUUAUGAAUUUUAAUGACAGAAUGAGCAUCAUUCAUUAUAUUGUGUGAGCUCAGCCAUGCAUUUAUAAAUUGUCAUCAAAAUGUUUUCUUGGUCUCUAGAUAUUACCACUGUGGAUGCUUCAAACUGUGAUUAUCCUGAGGCUGUGAAAAGAUUACGUCCAAUGUGUUGUGCCAUUCAUCAAUUUUUCAUAAACCUGGAGCAACAUGAAUUCGAACAAAGCUACAAAGAGAACUUAGAGUGGACUGCAUGCAUUGAUAGAUUUAUAAACUGCUUUAGUUUACUCAAGUCCUCUCACCCUGCAGAUCAUAACUUGUGCCUUUUAUUGUUAACAUCCUCACUGGAACAUGCCCUAGGUGAUGUGUAUCUAUCCUAUUCUGGUGCCAAACAGUGCCCCUCUUUAUUGAAGGACUUACUGACUACACAAGAGCUAAAGGAAGUAUUUGGUGAUGCUGUUAUCACCUUGCUUCACAUUUUAAUUGGUCCACCUACCAGUCUCAAUCUUAGGAACGUUCUGUGGCAUGGAUUUGCUGCACCUGGAGAAGUGCCUACUCAGUAAGUGCCAUCUUGGUGGUAACAAGUACAGUUAUGUCACCUACUUUUAAUUUAUAGUCCCUUAGGCCAAGGUAAAAGGUCACUCUUCACAUAUGCCAAACCUUAUGCUAAGGAGCAAACUCUAUUGUUCUUGUUUACUGCAUGUUUGUCACAUUCUUUUGUGGCAAACAGACACUUUUGCUGGCGCUCUGCGUUUCUGCAUUCAUGAGUUCGUAUUUCCUGAAAGGAUAACUCACCUAGAUUAGCAUAGCUACCCGCAGGCAUGUUAAAAUAACGUAUUUCAAUCUUGAAAACAAAUAAAAUGUAUGUAUGUAUAUAUGUAUGUUUGGUGCAUGUGAAUUUUCAAGUUUGACUCAGGUGUAAGCUAUUUUUACCACAAUAAUUAACUCCAUUAUGAAAAUGACCACUGAUUUUAAGACAGAAAGUGACAGGCAACUAAACUGAACACCAUCAUAUAAUGUGAAUAUUUUCAUUAUGUGUUUCUUUUAUCGUUAGGUAUGCCUCAUUAUUGUUGUUCAUUACUGCAUCUCUAAGCAACAAGUUGAAAGAUGCCCCAUUCUCUUCAAGAGUAUUAAUAAGAAGACCUUUACUGAGAUUAUCUGGUUGCACUGGGGAAGACAACAGCAUUUUCCCUUCUUUGGAACCAUCUAGUAUUCAGGAGAUAUCUGACUUAUUUUGUGCAAGUUUCUUUAUUAUUCCAAGCAUGCUUCCUCUGUGGCUUAAAGCAGUGGAUUAUUUCUUGAUACAAAGGUACAAGUAGUACUUGUAAUCACAGUCGUUAUUUACACUGUUUACUGCACUAAUUUGCAAUCAUCUAAAUAUGUUUUUAAUAGUCAAUAUUUCCAUUUUUCUAACAAGAAUCCUGUAUCUCCUCUUCCCUAAUGGUUCCCUCCCCAUCUCUAACAGACGGUUCCUUCCUCUCAUUCACUAUUGCUCCUUCCCCCUUCUUUAAUGGUUCCCUCCCCCUUCUCUAAUGUUCCCUCCCCUGUCCAUCACUUACAUGUCUUUUGUCUUUUUUUUUUUUACUAAUAGUCCCCUCUCUUCUCAAUGGCUCCUUAAUCUCCCCUUCUAUAAUUAGUUCCCUUCCUUAAUACCCUAUGACUUACAGUCCCUCCUCCCUUCUCUUUUGUUGCUCCCUCCACUCUUCUCUAUGGCUCCUUUAUUUUUUCUUAUGGUUUGCUUCUUUGUGCUUGCUUCUCUCCUACGCCCUUUCCUUUCUCUUCGGGAAAGCCCUCAUAGCAAACAUUUCCAUGACUCUUGUUCUUUGCUCCGAAGCUGCACAAAAACGUUUGCUACACAGCCUAUCUUAGGGAUCCCUCUCUCCUAAUUAAGUCUACGUGCCUUUUCUCUAAUGGCCUCCUUCUUAGCUCUUUCCAUCAAGUUUGUUAAUUAUUAUAUUAACUAUUACUGGUUUAUACCCUGCAGAUUUGACUUGUGCAUUGUUCUGCUACUGCCUCAAUUAGAGCAUGGCUUGAGACGAGUAUUUGCUUGUGUUAAUAAUUGUCCAUCUAGAGCACUGACCGCAGAGUCUACAGUAUUGUAUACCACGUUUGAUGAGGUAAAUAAACAUAUUUCCUUAGAUUUAUUUAUUAAAACUCUCUGGCAAAACCAUACACCCAAGCUUAUUAAAAUAAAUGGACAGCUUAUCAGGAGUCACCUGUUCUACACCAAAAAGGUUGAAAAUGGCAGUAUUUUUUUUCAAACUGCAAAUGUAGGAAAGACAUUCUGAAAUUCUUCUUGGCCAAGUUGUAAUUUUUGUACCCUGUAAUUUGUUUACCCACGGAGACUUGAUAGGAGCCCUCCUUGUGCCUUCUUCUGGACCAAUGCCAGGGCUAGCUGGAGCUCUAGUCUUAAGCAUUUAUUGAUACUAAGAGCUUAAUUUUGAUGUAACUCAGGGUUUUUAUACAUGGAGGACAUGGGGGAGAUGAGUGGAAAACCAAUACAACACUGUAUGUGGGGUUGGGGUUUUUUGUUUGUCUUCAUAUGUCUGUCCACCAUUAAUUUAUUCAGGGUUGUCAGUAAGUUUUGAAGUAGACAGCUGAGUUGUCAAAGUGAGCGGCCAGUCCAGGGAUAUUUAUUAAUUUAAAAAAUGCCAUCGGUAAAGAAAUGCCAAGCAGAAUAGCUGGCCGAAACUAACCAAGUAGGCGGCGAUUUUUGCCAGCAGCUGGCUACUUUUGACAACCCUGUUUUAUUAUUAAAUUAUGAUUCUUAUCCUUCCAAAUUACCCAGAAUUACAUAAUAUAAUUUAAUUUGAUGGCACUGAGGACAUGAAAUUGUGCCCUUAGCAUGUUUUUGUCCAUUUUUCUUGUUAGAUUCUUUCACCAGUUUUACAAGAUGGUUCUGACAAUCUUUUGAGACAAGAAAUAGGAGAAGGCCAUUUGGAAUUGUUGCUUGAUGUUCUUGUUCAUCAGGAGGGACCAAGGAUUAGGGACCACAUAAGUCAUGGAGAAGUUAAUCUGCAGGAAAUCUCACAAGAAUCAGCCAAUCACAUUUUAUGCCUAUGCAUCGCGUUUGCAGGAUUGUACCUUUACCCAGAUAAAAUCAACCAAGUCAAUGGUGAUUACCUAUUUCCAAUCAGUAAAAGAAUUUGUGAAAUAGCAAGAAGUUACAAAUCACGCUUUCAUCCAGUUUCUCUUGCAAGAAAGACUGUGUGUAAACUAACACUUUCUUUAUUAAAAUGGCAGGAUUUACCCAAUCCAUUUCUGGAUGAAUUCAGUGGUUUAGAGAGCAGUGAUGAAAAAUUGUCUACACAGAUUGCAGAUGCCACAAGAGUUUGGGAAGAGUUAAUAACAUCAUUGUCUGUAGAUAGUGUGUCCAAGCUGUUUCCACUUCAAUUUGAUUUGGGAAAAGUUAAUACAUUUGUUGAAGUUGUGGUAGAACUCUUGAACAUGGCACAAUUUCCUACCCUGUACAGGCCUAAAGAGGAAAUAGAGGUAGCUGUCUUACUAAGGAACAUAGCACAGCAUGGAAUUGUAAUUUCUGGACAGGUCAGUAGGAACACACUUCAUCUGUAGUCUGUAGGGUUCCUCAUCAAAGGUUUCUUAUAACCAAAUGUGGUAAAUAUUUAGUAAAGUAAAGAGGUGUUGUCUCAAAAAUUCAAAUUUGUAAAUUUAUGAGAUUGGUUGCCAUAUUCAGAAAGAACAAGUGUAAAUGGGUAGGGGGUUAUAAGCACCAUUAUGCUCUGAUGCCUCCAUACAAUUUCUUUUAAAAUAGGCCUGGAUUGUAACAUUUACAUUCCUGGCUUAUUUUAGACUUAAGACCUAUAUGGAGUCACUGGAGCAUGAUGUUGCUUAAUAUAUCUCCCCACCAAUUUAAUUUGCUGUAAAUAAACAACCUCAGUUCAAAGUAAGGUUUUUCUUUUUCAGCCAUUAUUUAUGAAUAGAGAUUUUGUGGUAGUUUUUAACUUUGGUAAUUGAUUGAGAAUAGUAACUAUUUCAAGGUAUACACACACUCAUUAAAUGUCAAUUUGUUUAAUAUUUUCCUUGUGGAUAAAAUUUGUUAAUUAAUUUUACAAGGAAGAAAAAUAGAAUGCUGAAGAUUUGGUUGUCUUUUCAACCAGAUCUGUGAGACAGCCUCAGUGAGAUUUGAACAGUGGCAGAACAGGCAGCUAAGACAGCGACAAAGGACAAACUACAAACGACUGUGGUCACAGGUUCCACUCAUAUUUGUAGCCCUGCAGUUUAUUGUCAUCAUCAUUAUCAUAGAACUGCUUCAACUGCCAAAGAACAGAGAUCAAAGUAACAGGAAUACUUUCAUCAGGUAAUAAAACUGCAGCUUUAUUUUUUGUAACAUGAUUCAAAAUCAAUUGAUCUAAACCCAUUCAAGUAAAAGUAAAAAAACAUCCAUAAAAACAAAGAUUUAUUUUUAAGCGUCAACAUUACUGUGGAUACAAUAUAAAGAGUAAAACUAGCUAAGUAGUUUCUAAAUCACUAGCUAGAAUCAUGGCAGUUUUGUUUUAGUACAUUUAUUUACAAAGUUUUCUGUCCUGGUAACCCGCAUUAAAUCACAGAAUGACUUCUUAUGUUUUCCACAAAACAGAGUCUAUUAAGUAAGUUUGUGAAUUUACAUGCAUGUUUGGAGACAACAACAACAUGACAUAGAGAUUAUGACUUGCAAAUGUCACCUUUGUUUCCAAAACAACAAGCAGUUACUUUGGUAAUUGUGAAGAAGAACUCCCCAGAAAACCUGUCGGUCAACUGUCGGCCGACACAUUACCGACAGUUUACCGACAGGCUACCGACAGCUAACCGACAGGCUACCGACAGUUUCCCAAAGAAGAAAAUUGUUGAGAAAACACGCAUUAAACAUGACAUAGAAACGAUAAUAAUCUCGAUAGACAUCACUUACUUACCGAUCGAUGGUAAAACGAUUUCUUCCGACAUGUUUAUAGAAAGCUUUUGAAAUGCGAAAUGGAUAUAUUAUUCGCAAAAGACAACAAGGCAAUCAAUGAAAUCAGUCGACUGACAGGUUUUUUGGGGACGUCUUCUUCACAAUUACCGUUACUUUAAUUUAUCAUUAUUUUUCACACAUUCUUGCAGGUUCCUCAAGCAAUGUCUUCAGUGUACAGAGAACAUGGAAUCUCUAUCCAGCACAACCAAAAACCGAUGGGAUGAAUGUAGUACUGCAGCAAAGAUGUUGGUGGAGUGUGUUGAACAUUAUUACGCCAAAAGAUGUGAAGUUGUGUCAUGAUUAUUUCUGUCUGUCAAAUAUAAGAUCAAGAAAGAAAACAUAAAGUUCAUUAUCACCCAAAAUGUUACAAAUUAUUUGCUUAUUCGCAAGAACUGCUUUCUUUGUUUCAGACUAAAGGUGCUUUGAAAUUCACAACACUUCCUGUUUCACCAGUAGCAAAUCCUUCUCUUGCAACAGUCUCAGUGACUCCGAAAAUUUUUAAGGUCUUCAUUUGCCUGUUUCACAGCAAGUUCUAGAUAUAAAGGGAUGUUUAGUGUAGCAGAUAUUCUUCAAAUAGCAGAUGUUAUCCAUCAAGUUGUAUUCUUGCUGUUCUUGCUAUGCUUUUAGGCAGUAAUUCAGCUAUUUCUUCUACACAAAACAUGUGAACUGUUAGAUGCCAUUUUCUACUAGUCUACAAAAACUAAGCAACCUUAUCCCCAGGACUUCUUGGUUGCGAUCCCUUUUUCUGGUACCCUGUACUAUUUGAUGUCAUAGUUCAGGAUAUCACGGACAUCUUCCAAAUUUGGUUAUCAAGAAUUAGCCAUGGGAUUUGAGCCAAUCAGAAAUGGAGAAAUAUUAAUGAAUGGAUGAUAAUAAACAUUAGU